This is a messenger RNA of Trichoderma asperellum CBS 433.97, 1717 nucleotides long. The record is from RefSeq and is a predicted model, not a curated record. Lineage: Eukaryota; Fungi; Ascomycota; Sordariomycetes; Hypocreales; Hypocreaceae.
UAAGGAGUUGUUAAAUAUUUUGAGUGAAUGCUUAUGUCAACAUGGUGAGAAAGGCUGUUUACUUUUAUGGCAUUGCGCCAUGUACCGGAGGUUUGGCCUUUGGAUAUGACACGGGCUCAAUGAGCGGCAUCCUGGCAAUGCCACAGUUCUUGAACUACUUCAAACAUCCCAGCAAUUUUCGCCAAGGAGGAAUCACUGCGUCCAUCUUGGCCGGAGCCUUUGCGGGCUCUCUCUUAACGGGCGCGUUCCUUGCAGACAGGCUGGGCCGAAGGAAGACAAUCUUACUGGGCUCUGCGAUUUUCACCAUUGGCUGUGCCAUCUCUGCCGCGGCCAACAAUGUUGAGGCUCUUGUUGCGGGGAGAGUCAUUAAUGGGCUUGGAAACGGAUGUUUGACAAUGAUGGUUACCAUGUACCAAAGCGAGAUUGCGCCUCGAGAGAUUCGCGGCCGUAUCAUUAGUGUUUUCCAAUGUUUUGUCAACUUUGGCAUUCUAAUCGCGUUUUGGAUUCAAUUCGGAACAAGCCAUAUCAACGGCAGCGCGGCGUGGAGACUUCCGAUGGGACUACAGAUGAUUGCAACGGUGGCUCUGCACAUCACCAUGUGGUUCAUGCCCGAAUCCCCCAGAUGGCUUGUUCAAAAAGACAGGCAGGAAGAGGCGCUGCAAGUGCUUGCACAGGUUCACGCCGGGGGAGACGUAAACGAUCCGUAUGUGCAAGCUGAGCUGGCUGAGAUUGUGGCCAAGAUCUCCUACGAAAAGAACCAUCCACCGCCUAGCUACUUUGACAUGCUACUUGGAACGCACAGACGCCGUAUGUGGAUUGGCAUUGGAGUUCAAUUCUGGCAAUCGAUGACAGGUAUCAAUGUGAUCAUGUAUUACGCGGUCUUCCUCUUCCAGCAGGCCGGCCUCGGUGCGACUUCUUCAUCUCUCCUGGCAAACGGACUCCAGGGUGUUGUUCUCAACGUCUUCACUUACCCAAACAUGUAUUAUAUGGACAAAUGGGGUCGGAGAAUGCCUAUGGUCAUUGGUGGUAUUGGGAUGGGUAUCUCGAUGAUGAUUAUCGGCAUUCUCAUGAAAGCGGAGGGUAACCCCGUCUACGAUUCACUUACGCAAAAAACAAAUUUCGAUUUCACAAACGCGGCUGCAUCACGCACAAUUAUUGCUUUUGUGUACAUAUAUGUUGCGGUAUUUGCAAUUACGUGGGCUUGCGUCGCCUGGGUGUAUCCGCCUGAGAUAUUCAGCAUGAGCAUGCGCGGUCGCGCCACGUCCAUGACGACUGCUACGAAUUGGUUUGUCAAUUUCUGGUUUGCCUUGUAUAUCCCUACGGCAAUGGCAAAGAUCAGCUGGAAACUUUACAUCAUAUUCAUGGCCUUGUGCUACCUCAUGAGCAUCGUCGUCUUCCUCUUCUACCCUGAAUCUGCUGGGAAAACGCUUGAAGAGAUGGACUUUUUGUUCACAAAGGGACGCUCGCCGUGGACGUUUCUUGAUCGCGAGGCUACCAAGAUUGGGGCGCUGUUCAAGAGAGAUCUUGAGCAUGGCGAGGCGCUUACUGUGUUUGAUGAGGACGGUAUUGUUUCAAAGGAUAAGAUUAACCAGGUGGAGGAUGUGGCUGAGGGUGGUGGUCUUGGGCAUGAGAAGGAGUAGAUGCUGAGAUGAUGCUUGGGACAGUAUACUCGGAUGAUGUAUAAAGCUGCUUUUUAAAUAUACAUUUACAAAUAUGC